UAGAAUCGCGGGGUUAACGCAAGCGCCUCGACGCUCGUCGGUGCAGCUAGGCGCCCCGACGCCACUCGAAUAUCGCCCGUCACGACGUCAGCUUCGUUGAGAAUGGUUUGCUUGAAUGUUACGCGCUCCCGGUCUCCUCCUGACAGGAGAGCCGAAUGCUGAUCGACUGUGGAUUAAAAUUUUCGAUUCAGUGAAGUGGUUUUGACGUUUCAAAUGUAACUGGACAUUUUUUUUCUGUGAUUUCACCUCACGCAAUAUUUACCGCAGAUGACUGAUAUUAAUUAAUGUUCGAAUAAAUAGUCUUAAUUAAGCUUAAUAGAUAAGUUUUCUGUGAAAUGCUAGUGUUGGUUGGUUGAUUAGUGGAAAAUUUAAAAUGGAGAGACGAAGAUUACUGUAUAUAAUUAGUUUGUUCUUCUUUUGCACUGGAGUUGUUUUGUCCAAUUUCGAGGAAGAUUUAUUAAGUAAUAACAUUAGCAUAUACCCGUAUUUUGAAUUCAACGUACCAAGAAAUGUAACAACCACCGUCGGGCAAACGGCUUUCCUUCACUGUAGAGUAGAACAAUUGGGAGACAAAGCGGUGUCGUGGAUCAGGAAGCGGGAUCUGCACAUACUCACCGCCGGCAUUCUGACCUACACGUCGGACCAGCGGUUCCAGGUGAUAAGGCCGGAUAAAUCGGACAAUUGGACGUUGCAGAUCAAAUUCCCGCAAAUCAGGGACUCGGGCAUCUACGAAUGUCAAGUUAAUACAGAACCAAAAAUGUCUUUGCCUUUUCGACUGAACGUUAUAGAAGCGAAAGCUCGCAUACUAGGACCAAGCGAUUUGCACGUGAAGGCCGGCAGCUCCAUCACUCUCAGCUGUCUUAUAAACCAGGGCCCGCACGACUUAGGGACGGUGUUCUGGUACAAAGGCGAGAACAUUCUGGAGACGUCAACUCAACGUUACACCAACGACGCGGAUUACACGAGUAGACUCACGAUUGAGAACCAAUGGCUGGACGGUUUGUCUUCGAAAUUGCACAUUUCGAACGCCCAUAUUUCGGAUUCUGGCAACUACACGUGCGUACCCACCGUCGCAGGACCCACCAGCGUAAACGUGCACGUUAUUAACGGCGAGCACCCGGCUGCGAUGCAACACGGCAACAAGAAUACGGCUUCUCUAUCUCUUUCGAUCCAAGGCACUAUUGUAUAUAGUAUUUUCGUCAUAGUGACUAAACAAAUUAGAUGAAACACUGUAAAUAUAAUUAUCAUUCGUCAACCCUCAUUCUGAAGAUCCUUUUAAUCAUGAUUGCCCGAGAUAAGCGCGCCAGAGGCG
Molecule: messenger RNA, 1312 nt
Organism: Phyllotreta striolata
Lineage: Eukaryota; Metazoa; Arthropoda; Insecta; Coleoptera; Chrysomelidae
Source: the annotation of a GenBank genome assembly